GCAGUGGCGCGGGGAGGAGCAGGGACCUGGCAGCGGGCUGGGAAGCUGCAAGCUAGCCGCGAACCGGGCGGGCGGCGGGCGCGCGCACCAUGGGGGAGAAACCCGGGACCAGGGUCUUCAAGAAGUCGAGUCCGAACUGCAAGCUCACAGUGUACUUGGGCAAGCGGGACUUUGUAGACCACCUGGACAAAGUGGAUCCUGUAGAUGGCGUGGUGCUUGUGGACCCUGACUACCUGAAGGACCGCAAAGUGUUUGUGACCCUCACCUGCGCCUUUCGCUAUGGCCGUGAAGACCUGGAUGUGCUGGGCUUGUCCUUCCGCAAAGACCUGUUCAUCGCCACCUAUCAGGCCUUCCCCCCAAUGCCUAACCCACCCCGGCCCCCUACCCGCCUGCAGGACCGGCUGCUGAGGAAGCUGGGCCAGCAUGCCCACCCCUUUUUUUUCACAAUACCCCAGAAUCUGCCCUGCUCUGUCACAUUGCAGCCAGGCCCAGAGGAUACAGGGAAGGCCUGCGGGGUAGACUUUGAGAUACGAGCCUUCUGUGCCAAAUCACUAGAAGAGAAAAGCCACAAAAGGAACUCUGUGCGUCUGGUGAUCCGAAAGGUGCAGUUUGCCCCAGAGAAGCCCGGCCCCCAGCCUUCAGCUGAAACUACACGCAACUUCCUCAUGUCUGACCGGUCCCUGCACCUUGAGGCUUCCCUGGAUAAGGAGCUGUACUACCACGGGGAGCCUCUCAAUGUCAAUGUCCAUGUCACCAACAACUCCACCAAGACCGUCAAGAAGAUCAGAGUCUCUGUGAGACAGUAUGCCGACAUCUGCCUCUUCAGCACUGCCCAGUACAAGUGUCCUGUGGCUCAGAUCGAACAAGACGACCAGGUAUCUCCCAGCUCCACGUUCUGUAAGGUGUACACCAUCACCCCACUGCUCAGCGACAACCGGGAGAAGCGCGGUCUUGCCCUGGAUGGGAAGCUCAAGCACGAGGACACCAACCUGGCUUCCAGCACCAUUGUGAAAGAGGGUGCCAACAAGGAGGUGCUGGGAAUCCUGGUGUCCUACAGGGUCAAGGUGAAGCUGGUGGUGUCUCGUGGCGGGGAUGUCUCCGUGGAGCUGCCUUUUGUUCUUAUGCACCCCAAGCCCCAUGACCAUGUCGCCCUCCCCAGGCCGCAGUCAGCUGCUCCUGAAACAGAUGCCCCUGUGGAUACCAACCUUAUUGAAUUUGAUACCAACUAUGUCACAGAUGACGACAUCGUGUUUGAGGACUUUGCCCGACUUCGGCUGAAGGGGAUGAAGGAUGAGGAAUACGAUGACCAAUUCUGCUAGGAAGGGGGGCUGGAAGAGGGAGGAGUGGAUGGUGCUGGGAGAGGUAGGGGCAGGACCAAGACCCCACUGUUGUUGUGGGGAGGGUCCCAGCCUCUCUUCCCUUCUCCUCCAUCCAGUGGCUUCCUCAGCCAAUCUCUUCCCUCCCCCCACCUCUCCCAGUCCCCCUAGAUACGCACUGGAUCCAUCUCUUGCUGAACAUGGGCAUUAGUUUUUUGAAAGCAGCUGUGCUUCCCCAACCCCUCCCCCUAUGGGUGGCAAGCUGUGUUCACACCUAAAUUUUUGGAGAGGGAUACUGAAAAGAGGAGUGAUAGAGGGAAAAUGGGAGAAAAUUCCCACCUCAGCCUCAUACCUACACCCCUUCCUGUCACUCUGCCUCCCAUUCGUUUGAGAUGAGACCCUUUGGGGGAGGGGAGGGGUGAAAGCCACUCUCUGUUUCUGAGCAUAAAGAAGAAAAUAAACCUUUUACUGAG
This is a messenger RNA of Talpa occidentalis (Iberian mole), 1789 nucleotides long. RefSeq names its product arrestin beta 2 (gene ARRB2). The coding region runs from base 90 to 1319 and encodes 409 amino acids. Gene Ontology annotation, cellular component: cytoplasm. Gene Ontology annotation, molecular function: angiotensin receptor binding. Gene Ontology annotation, biological process: positive regulation of ERK1 and ERK2 cascade; signal transduction; G protein-coupled receptor internalization. NCBI's taxonomy places the organism in Eukaryota, Metazoa, Chordata, Mammalia, Eulipotyphla, Talpidae. The transcript is spliced from 15 exons. The record is from RefSeq and is a predicted model, not a curated record.